Molecule: messenger RNA, 3719 nt
Organism: Zingiber officinale
Lineage: Eukaryota; Viridiplantae; Streptophyta; Magnoliopsida; Zingiberales; Zingiberaceae
Product: formin-like protein 8
Exons: 4
Coding region: 521-3079 (852 amino acids)
Biological process (GO): actin nucleation; actin cytoskeleton organization
Molecular function (GO): actin filament binding
Source: RefSeq, a predicted model, not a curated record
CCAUUAUUCUCUUCCUUUUUCGUUUUUGAUCAUCGAACAGUCCUAUUAAUCGACGCGGGGGUUGCUCACGGUCGUCGAUCUCCGAAGCCGACGGUCGGCGGGAAAAAGACGGGGAACGGCAGAUUGGCGGGACGUCUCCUCUUUUCUCCUGCGGAGCACGUGACGCAGGGAAAGCGGAUGCUUGACGUGUGAUGCGGAAGGCAGGAACGCCGACAAGGGGCUCGUCGGUGGGGUCGUCGUUAUUCUUUGGAAUUCCUGUUUCGGUGCAUUGACGAGGGUGCUGUAAAUGUCGCGUGUUUCAUUGAGAGGGUACGGGAGCGGGAUCGGUUUCACCAACCGAAUGGCGGCGGUAUUGACGGAAUUCGCUCUCGUUCCACGGUGUUGAAAAGUAAAAUAAACGAGCAGAUGCACCACCGAUCGAUCGCUUGUCUUUCCUUUGCCUUCCGUGCAUUGUUUGCUUAGACGAGACGAGACGAGACGAGACGAAACGAAACGGCGUUCGUUACGGAGCCGUAACUCUAUGCUUCUGCUGGCGCUCUCCCUCCUCUGUUCGACCGUCGUCGGAGGAGACGGCGGCGGCGGCGGAAGCCGGAGGGUGCUCCAUCAGCCGCUGUACCCGAUUCAAUGGGCCCCGCCCCCGCCCCCGCCCCCGCUCCCUCAGGAGUUCUCGGAUCCGUCGCCGGACAGCUCUAGCCCCUUUUUCCCAGGAUUUCCUUCUCCGCACGCGACCACCGGCCAGACCCCCGCCUCUACCGCCGCCGCCACCUCUGCCUCUUCGUCUCCCUCGUCUGCGUCCGAGACGGUCGUCGCCGUCACUGUCCCUGUCUCGGUGGCGAUCCUUGCAGUCCUUGUCUUGACGGGCCUGUACUUUUACCGGCGACGAAGGGCGAGGAGGCCGUCCGAUGCCGGGAAGCUCAUGGGACUCGAUGGCAGCGGUGGCCGGAUGGAAAGCCGCGCAGCUUCUGCUGAGGCGCCGGCGCCAGAUUUUCUCUACCUAGGCACCAUGAACACGGCGUCGACGGAAGCCUCGAGCUGCCGAGGGAGCCUGCAGGAUCUUAAUGGAUCACCUUACCACAAGCUGGAGGUGGAGCGGGUUGUGGAUAUGCACCCCCCGAGCCCCGAGCUCCAGCCGCUACCACCGUUGAGCGCGAUUGCUUCGAGGAAAAGUUUGGGACGCGCGCCGACUGCAUCGUCCGACGAGUAUACCUUCUAUACUCCGCAGAUGUCGUUGGCGUCCGCUACCAGCGAGACACCGGGCAGUCCAUUAUCGCGGCGUAGCCUUCCUAGUAUGAGUAGCGGAGGGAAGGAAUUCUUAAUGGCCGCGGUGGCUGACGCUGUUCCUCGUUCACGGCGAUCAUCCCCUCGAAAACAACUCAACAAUUACCCUGAUUCUGAAGUGAAACAGAUAAUCCUGCCAUUGAAUCGACAACCUCCAUCACCUUCUCCGCCCCGUUCCCCGCCGAUGCUUCCACCUCGACCGCCUCCCUGGAUGGACAAUUCCACUAGGACUCCACCACCCCCUCCCCCACCUCCUCCCCCUCCCCCACCUCGGCCCCCGCCCCCGCCGCCGCCUUCUUCAACUUCUGAAGCGUUCGCCAAAAGCGAUGACUUAAUUAAAGCUCCUAUAGCGCCAUUUUCGAGACGUCGAUUACUGAAUCCCCUGCCUCCGGAAGCUACACGGAUCAAUAUACAACUCCCUGUUGCGAAGUUUGGCAAUGGAGUCGCUGCCAGUUCUUCGCAUCAGGAUGAUGGGGCGGGAGAACAUCUGGAGGGCGAUACGAAGCUUAAAUUGAAGCCCCUUCACUGGGACAAAGUUAAAGCAAGUUCCGAUCGAGCAAUGGUCUGGGACCAAUUGAAAUCGAGCUCAUUUCAACUGAACGAGGACGCAAUGGAAACUCUCUUCAUCAACAAUUCCACAACUACUCUUCCUAAUGACUCCAGAAGAAGACAAGGCGCUCUCCCCUUCAAGCAAGAGAAGGGAGUGUUAGAUCCGAAGAAGUCACAGAACAUUGCAAUACUCUUGAGAGCGCUGAAUGUAACAAGAGAGGAGGUCUGCGAAGCACUUUUUGAUGGUAAUCCUCAAUGUUUAGGAACUGAGAUAUUGGAAACUUUGGUUAAAAUGGCUCCCACAAAGGAGGAAGAACUAAAAUUACGUGACUACCCAGGUGAUCUACAAAAGUUAGGUUCAGCUGAACGCUUUCUGAGAGCCGUCUUGGAUGUACCAUAUGCCUUCAAAAGAGUUGAUGCAAUGCUAUAUAGAGCAAAUUUUGAGACAGAAGUAAAAUAUCUAAUGAGAUCUUUUCAAACAUUAGAGGCAGCAUGCCAAGAUCUAAGAAGCAGCAGACUGUUUUUUAAGCUCCUGGAAGCUGUUCUUAGGACUGGCAACAGGAUGAAUGUGGGAACCAACCGUGGUCAAGCGAAAGCGUUCAAGCUGGACACGCUUCUCAAACUUGCGGAUGUAAAAGGGACAGAUGGGAAAACCACACUUCUCCACUUUGUCGUGCAAGAAAUCAUCAGGUCUGAAGGGUCAGGCACUGAGCCAGCAACAGAAAAUCCAUCCAGCAACAUAAGAGAAGGACAAUUUAGAAAGCAAGGCUUAAAGAUUGUAGCCGGGCUAAGCAAUGAGCUUGGGAAUGUCAGAAAGGCAGCUGGAAUGGACUCAGAUGUUCUGAGUGGAUAUGUUUCAAAGUUAGAAGCUGGGCUCGAGAAGGUAAAGUCAGUUAUACAGCUCGAGAAGUCAUGCACGCAAGGGAAGAGCUUUUUCGAGACGAUGAAGAUAUUUCUUGUAGAGGCUGAAAAGGAGAUUGGUCGUGUUAAAGUCGAAGAGAAGAGGGUGAUGAAUUUGGUGAAGGAAACCACAGAGUUCUUUCACGGCGAUGCUGCAAAGGAGGAAGCUCACCCUCUUAGGAUCUUCAUGGUGGUGAGGGACUUCCUAUCAGUUCUAGAUAGCGUCUGCAAGGAAGUGGGCAGUUUGCAUGAGAGGACAGUGAUAGGAUCUGCAAGUGCUCCUCAGCCAGUCUUCCAAAGGCCUGAAUGGCGACGAGAUGCGAACUCGGAUUAUGAUAGUUCAUCAUCAUAAAAUUUUGAUGAGAUAGUCUAUGUGAAGGUGAUCAGUGGAUCGAGGGAGGAUACUACCAAGUAAUUAACAGGAUCGGUUUUGUACAAAAGGAAUAGGCGACACCUUGGAGGAAGGCAUAGUACUCAUACUGUGUUUCAGAGAUGUAGAGACUAACGCUCAGUACACUUGCCAUGCUGUAGAUUAUGAGGCAACCAUAGAAGAAAUUUUUAUUAUCUUUGAAAAUUAUUUAAAUUUUAUGCAUUUUUUUUUUUGGCGUGAUGGACAGCUCAUAGCUCUUUCUUGUGAAGUCCCAAUAAUUUAUAAACAUUUGGAGGGUUAUAGAAAAUGAUUCCGAAAUCUAGCAGGCACGGGGAUUUGGGUGCGUCUGGGUGUGAUUUUUCCAGACCGGUAGAGCACCUGAACCCGGUUCAGUCGCACUUUCGUAUUUUUGGUAUACUUAAGAGUUACGAAAUCAUUCUCGUGUCUCGGGCGCUUUAGCUCCUUGUUCGUCCCAGAUCUCUUCGUCGCUGGGCUUCAUGCUGCUUCUUGGAACAACCUACUCUUUUUCUUAGCCUUCACCGGGUGGUUUUUUGUGCCGUUUCUUGCCCUUCAUUCCUGGAUCUUCUAUCUAUGCGAUGGUUGUCUGCAAAUGCCGCAAGGU